Molecule: messenger RNA, 2672 nt
Organism: Cavia porcellus (domestic guinea pig)
Lineage: Eukaryota; Metazoa; Chordata; Mammalia; Rodentia; Caviidae
Gene: Spaar
Product: small regulatory polypeptide of amino acid response
Exons: 2
Coding region: 1560-1787 (75 amino acids)
Source: RefSeq, a predicted model, not a curated record
AAGGGGAGGGGCUGGAACAGGCCGGAAAAUCAGGGGCCUGGUGACUCACGGGAAUAGCAUGUCCUUUUUCCUCUUUUCCCAGCUGGUUCUCUGCUGAGGGCUGGGGGAGGGGUGCGAAUGAGGGGAAAGGUGGUAAACUCACAGUGACAGCCAUGGGAAAAUGGACCACAGGGUCCAAGAACUGCUGAUGUUCUUUCUGCAGAGAUUCCCCUCUGUACCCUCUGUACCCACGACCAUGCUCUGUCUUCAGCCUGCUUCCCCCCAUAGCCGCUCUGGUCCACCCACCUCAGCCCCUGCUCCUCUACACCGAUUUUACAGAGAAAUAAAAGAAGAAAAAGAACUCUUCCCCCAAGUCUCAGAGACAGAGACAGAAGAGGAAAUCUAGUCACUGCUGAGCAAUUGUCUUUUGUAACAGAUUAAAAAUGCUGAACUAUUCUCAGCCUCCGCCUGUGAACUGCACCUAUGUCUACUCACAAAGAUCAGGCAAGCAGGAAGUCAAAGAAACCCAUAAUCAGACUUGGCACGCGGCACCUUGCACUCCCAUCACCCAGAUAAAUGAGACAGUGUUGGGAAUCGGUGGGAAACUGCAGCACUGUGGAUCAGGGCAUCGUGUCCCUUUUCUCUGCUUCUGGUUGCCCCUGUUAGAACAAAUAAUGUGGGACAUCUGGCUUUCUGUGCCCAUGUGGAGGAGCAGCCCAGAGCCUGGAUCAUCCAGUCAUCUCAGAAAAAGCACAGUGAGAAGAUCGCAGUGUGCUGGUCUCCUGCGCUGCACAGGAAGUUUCCUAACACUGGUGCUUGGGCUUUGGAGAAAUUGCAAAGUUUCUAGGCUGUGUGACCUCUGCCCUGUCUAUGCCUUGACACCCUGAUUAAUAAAACCUCACAAUCAGGUGAUGCUUCUGGGAUCGUGUGUUACCUAGAAAGGGCAUUAGGCUAAGAGUGGAGGGAGGGAAGCCCCAACUUUGCUGUAGUGGCCGCUGUGAACUAGCAGCUGGCCACGGCAGGACAUUCCAGCUCUGUGACUGCGUCAUUAUCCGUAUGUGUAGAAUGCAGGCAAUACCACUGCACAGGGCUGCUGGAGAGAGACCACAUGACAUGCUGGGCUGUGUCCAGGAGCUGGAAUUAUUACUUCUACUUCAUUUCAAUAUGGGAAAAGGGUGUCUAAAGACCCAGAUUACCUUCUGGAAGUGAUUGGGGUCCCAGGGAGUGUCGAGUGUGAGGGGCCAGGAUGGAGCUCCUCUGCCUGACUUACACUGACCCAGUGGGCUUGGUCUGGUUCAUUCCCAUGGCCCUUCCGUCAGGGACAGGGUGUGUGUGGGGGGCAGGGUAAGUGCUGUCAUUGAGCGGGGAGGGUGGCAGCUGUGGGUCACUCACAAUUGGAGGAAGGGAUUCAGGAAGUACUCACAGCUGCUCAGACAUCCUGGAGCCAACUUCCAGGCAGGGCUAACACUAUAGCAUCCAGAGAGAAGUGUCGUGGACCCCUGGGAUGGCCACCAGGCAAGGACGCCCAGCACUAGGUACCACCGAGGCUGGCCCUCAGUCAGUCUCACAGCACCCAGGACAUGGAAAUAAUGGUGAUUGGGGUGGUGGCAGUGCUCCUUGUGGUCACUGUGGUCAUCACCUGUAUUCUCUGCUGCUUCAGUUAUGACUCGAAGACCCAGGAUCCUCAGGGAGGCCCUGGCCGCAGCUUCACAGUGGCCACGUUUCAUCAGGAAUCUUCUCUCUUCGCCAGGCCUGAGAGCCAAGCCUCGCCGGUGCUGAGGGCCCAGGACUUCUGGACCAUUAUGUGAGGCCUAACAGUCCUUCAGGAUUUGUUUCUCGAUGCAUCAGACCCACCAACCCCCUCCUCAAGCCUUCCUUGGGGUUCCCCUCCUCCCAGGCCUGACCCCCCCUGUCCUCCUGUACCUCCUGGAUUUGGAGUCUUCUCCCUUCCUGGAUUGCUGUGCUCUCAAGCCUGAGGGACCUGAAGGAUUGGGAGCAGGUGGGCGUCAGCUCCUGUCUUGCAGAACUUGGUUAAGCCCUAACCACUGGCUGGCUCAGGUCGAGUCUGAGGAGGUGCAAACAUUCACCACAGGGGAUUUCGUGGAGGGCCAGCUCUGCACAAAUAUUACUGGAAUUUGUUGUCAACACGGUGGUUCUGUUGCCAUGGAGAAAGCAGUGGUUUCAAGUGAACAUUUUUGGUAACCACUUCUUAUGGACUCCAGCUUCCUUACGAGUAUUUUUGCACACUGCCCAGGGCCCAACCCUAAGGCCUCCCUGCUCUGCCAGUUGCCUGAAAUCAGCUCUGAAAUUCUGAAACAAAAGAGCUGCUUCCUGGGAACAAGUGAUUUAUUUUGUAAUGAAGAUGCAUAUCCUUUUAUGGGUCUCUCCAAAUCUAGUUUGGAAAACUACGAGAGGAAACAAGAAAAAAUAAGCCACAGAAAGCACAAGAUGUUUUAUUAACAGGAAAGCCAGAAAGAAGACUUUUAAAUGUAUUUUCAAUGAGAUGUUGCUGCUAUAGUCUAACAGGUUACUGCUAUUCCUAGAGAAUGAGAGUGAAUUGUGUUGUUUAGGAAUGAUAGAAAAAUCAUGAACUGAAAGCUAAUUCCAAAAGAUAAAAAUGUCAUGUUGCAUUCACAGCAUGUAACAAAGCUUUUCUUUUCAUCACAAAUAAACUGUUUUCUGUUAGUGGAAAA